CCUAAGGCGAUGCAAUUGCUAUAUCAAAGGUCAAUCGAGCUCGACUGGGGAAAUUUCACAAACCAACGGCUCAGAUCUUGUCGUUAGAUCAAAUUCCUGAUUCUGGCAUGAUGAUGGGCUCCCUACAACGGUAAUAUUCAUUUCGAAUUUAAACCGUUUUAGGGCUAAACCAAAAACAGCCGUUCGAACUAAAAAAAAGAUCGGGGAAGAAUACUUGCUAUUUGUUCUCAUCUUCCAUAAUCCCUUCCAUCUAGUGUUCCAAGAACUUGUAUUUUCUUCUGUUUUGCUCAAGUCGCGUGCAAGAAAUAGAGAGAUUCCUCUCACCUUCGGUCCAUAACCCUAACCCUAGGUUUCGGCUCCGCUUGGCCUUGCUUCUGGUUGAAAGAUUUGGAGAAGACUUCUUCUGUCAUGCUUGGAAGAGAUAUGGAAGCAAGUGAUUCCAAAAAUGAUUUCUUUGAUUCUAUGCUCUGCGUUCCCGAUUCGAGGUUCGUCAAGUCCGGUUUUAGAAUGGCGAGUGGCGGAGAUGAGUACUUGUUGUUUGUGAAUGCUGGUGGGGGCUUGAUACAAUCAAAAGAUUCUCAUAUUAAUUUCAUUGGAGAUUCAUUUUUUGAGGGAGGAGAUGUUAUUGAAACUAAUGAAAUGAUAAUCGAUGGUGGUGAUUAUUGGUACUUGUAUCAAUCUGCUCGUUUUGGUAACUUCUGUUACAAGUUCUUUGAUCUCCUCCCUGGAGAGUACUUCGUUGAUUUGCACUUUGCCGAGAUAGUUUACACAAAUGGACCUAAAGGAAUGAGGGUUUUUGAUGUAUUUGUUCAAGAUGAAAAGAUACUCUCAGACAUUGAUGUGUAUGCUAUUGUAAGGGCAAAUCAGCCUUUGCAGGUUGUUGAUGUUAGGGUCUUUGUACUGAACGAUGGUAUGCUUGUUGUAAGAUUUGAGGGAAGAAGUGGAACUCCAAUGGUUUCUGGGAUUUCAAUCAGGAAAGCUCCAAACCUACCAGUGAUUUCACAGCCUAUAAUAUGCAAUAACUGUGCCAGUGCCCAAGAAAUUUCUCCUACUCGGAAUAGAGCUCGAAAUGCAAAAUUUCUUGCGAAAUAUGAGAAGAAGAUACAGGAGUUGACAGCCCAAUGCAAGAUGAUGUCUGAUGAGUGUCAUGAAGCUUGGAUGUCACAGAAAGCAACAAAUGACCAAUUAGAGGAACUAAAAAUGGAUCUCAAUAAUAAGCUUUUCCAUACAGAAAAUUUAGAAAUUACCCUUGAAACAUUAAUGGACAAAUUGAGAAAUGUUACUGAAAUGUACGAACAAGACCAGAAAAAAUGGAUUGCCACAAUAACUGAUUUGGAUGGAAAAGUUAAGGUUAUGAAACAAGAGCACCACCAACUAUGUCUAGAAGCCCGUGAUUGUGCCAAUUCAAUCCCUAAUUUGAACAAGAUGAUAACUGCUGUGCAUGCAUUGGUUGCACAAUGUAAUGAUCUUAAAUCAAAGUAUGCUGAAGAGAUAGCCAAGGGAAAGAAUUUAUUCAACUUACUUCAGGAAACAAAAGGGAAUAUCAGAGUAUUCUGCAGAUGUCGCCCUUUGAACAGGGAAGAAGCCUCAUCCGGAUAUGCCACCGUUGUAGAUUUCGAGACGGCCAAGGAUGGCGAACUUGGAAUCAUCACCGGAGGAUCCACAAAGAAAACCUUCAAAUUUGACAGAGUCUACACUCUAAAAGAUGAUCAAUCUGAUGUGUAUGCUGAUGCAUCGCCACUGGUGAUAUCGGUAAUGGAUGGUUACAAUGUCUGCAUAUUUGCAUAUGGGCAGACGGGCACCGGGAAGACGUUUACAAUGGAGGGGACUGAGCAAAAGAGGGGAGUGAACUAUAGAACUUUGGAAGAAUUAUUUAAGAUUGCUGGGGAGAGAAAGGAAACGUUUGAUUAUAAAAUUUCGGUCAGUGUUUUGGAGGUUUAUAACGAACAAAUCAGGGACUUGCUUGCAACUUCUCCAUCAUCAAAGAAGUUGGAGAUAAAACAGGCAGGUGAAGGAUUUCAUCAUGUGCCAGGAAUAGUGGAGGCCAAAGUUGAGAACAUAAGAGAUAUUUGGGAUGUUCUUCAAGCUGGAAAAAAUGCCAGAGCUGUUGGAUCAAAUAAUGUUAAUGAGCAUAGCAGUAGAUCUCACUGCAUGUUGUGCAUAAUGGUGAGGGCUGCGAACUUGAUGAACGGCGAAUGCACGCGAAGCAAGCUUUGGCUAGUUGAUUUGGCAGGUAGUGAAAGGCUUGCAAAAACUGAUGCACAGGGGGAGAGACUCAAGGAGGCUCAGAACAUAAAUCGAUCCCUUUCGGCCCUUGGAGAUGUCAUAUUUGCCUUAGCAAGUAAAAGCAGCCACGUUCCUUAUAGGAAUUCAAAACUUACGCAUCUGCUGCAAGAUUCAUUAGGUGGUGAUUCAAAAGUUUUAAUGUUUGUACAAAUAAGUCCCACGGAAAAUGAUCUAAGCGAAACACUUAGCUCACUCAACUUUGCCAGUAGAGUCAGGGGAAUUGAACUGGGUCCUGCAAAAAAGCAGGUUGAUACAGGCGAGCUACAGAAGUUGAAACAGACGAUCGACAAGCUGAAGCAGGAAUGUAAAUCUAAGGAUGAGUCCUUGCGGAAGCUGGAAGAGAACUUUCAAAACUUGGAGAGCAAAUUCAGAGGAAAAGAACAGAUGUGUAAAUGCCUACAAGAAAAGAACAAGGAACUUGAGUCAAAGGUGGAGCUUCAAAGCUUUUCAGAGAGGCAAAAUUUGCAGCUUUCAGAGAAGCUGAAGGCAGCGGAGGAAACUUGUGUUGCACUUCAACAUAAAGUCAAACUGCUGGAACACAAGUUGAAAGAAAAUGAACAUUCUGAGGCCCUUAUGCUUCAGCAGAAGAUCAAGGAGCUUGAUUUGAAGGUCAAAGAACACCAGCGUUUAGAAUUAAUAGCUCAACAAACGGUUCAAGAUCUCAAUUUGAAGCUCAGAGAGAGACAACAGUAUGAAUGUUUUCUUGAACAAAAGGUUAAGGAUCUUGAGGAGAAGCCUAGAAAAGAGGAAGAAAUGACACUAAUGAAAUCUGCAGAUGCUCAACGAUUUGCAAACUCAGCUGAAAGGAAAGUUUUAACAAGGGAAGAAUCUACAGGUGAAACCGAUCCAAAGAUUCUGAGAAGUUCAAGUUCUAUCAAUAGGCCACCUGCAGCUCGUGGUUCUAUUUUCCUCAAGGCUGAAGAUACCCUUCUUCAUGACUUAAAAUUAGAAAGAGAACCUGAGAACAAUAUUGGAAUGCACAUGGCUUUGGUAGAAGAAAAGAAAAUGUCACUUCCAGGUGAAACAAAUCGAAAAAGGAGAAUAGAUCAAACCAAGGCGCUAGAAAGACUGACAAGGACGUCAAAGGCAGCUACUUCUCAAAGAACAAUUCUUAAUACUCGAAGCAACAAAGAGCAGAAGCCUGCAACAGGAGUGAAGGAAAGGGAUAGGUUAAGAACAUGGUUAUAAG
Dendrobium catenatum is the source of this 3475-nucleotide messenger RNA. Its product is annotated as kinesin-like protein KIN-14R. The coding region runs from base 409 to 3474 and encodes 1021 amino acids. Lineage: Eukaryota; Viridiplantae; Streptophyta; Magnoliopsida; Asparagales; Orchidaceae. The transcript is spliced from 19 exons. Gene Ontology annotation, biological process: microtubule-based movement. The record is from RefSeq and is a predicted model, not a curated record. Gene Ontology annotation, molecular function: ATP binding; microtubule motor activity; microtubule binding.